AUGACCACUGAAGCGAAACCUGCUGAAUCAAUUGAAGAAAUCAUCGAUUUUCAUCAGUUCAGUACACAGUCAACCAGUUUUGUUCGAUAUUCAGGAUACACUUACCUUGAUCAAUCGCCUGUAGACUCAUCCUCACCAGUCAGCAUUCUUCUGAAUUUUGAUUCACUAUGGAAUAAUUCAUCAGCAAUCAAUGAAAUACGCACUGGUAUUCUAGUCACUCAUUCAGAUUUUAUCGUAAAUAAUCAAACAACAAAAGUUUAUUCAUCGAAUCAAGUACCUAUUUUUCAAUGGAAGAAGUCCAAUCCAGAAGUAUACAAUCGAACUGAUUUACUACUUCUUAACAUCGAUGAAUACACGAGUGAAACAAGUAUGUGUAGAUGGAAUCCUGAUCGUUGGAAUCGUUUGUUUUACAAUCAAUCUUCAAGCGAAUCAACCUAUGCUCAUAUUCUCAAAACAGCAAAUACAAAUUUAACGUUUAUACUAACGAAUGGAACAAGUGGAUCAAAUCCUUCUCCUUACUUGACAGUCCUCUACUGUAUUCCAUACAAGUUGGGCAAAACGGAAGUGAUUUUAACUAUUAUAUUUAGUAUUAUUUUCAUACUUUUCCUUCUGACACUUAUUGCGUUACAUUACUUGAAAGGCGCAGACAAUUUGUCACGAUACUUUAUCAGAAAAAUGACUAGUAAAUCGAGUACAUACUCAAGUUAUCCGCGAACAUCAGUAUCAUCGACUGAAUAUAUCGAAUAG
Molecule: messenger RNA, 747 nt
Organism: Adineta ricciae
Lineage: Eukaryota; Metazoa; Rotifera; Eurotatoria; Adinetida; Adinetidae
Source: the annotation of a GenBank genome assembly